AAACCUCCAGACCUAGGGUUAGCCAUUUCUCCCAAAGCAAAAGCAAAGCAGAGAAGAGAAGAAGAGCAACAAGAUGGAGGCGGCGGCGGCAACAGCGGAAUCAGUACAAUGUUUCGGGCGGAAGAAGACAGCAGUAGCAGUAACACACUGCAAGCGUGGUAAAGGUUUGAUCAAAAUCAACGGUGUUCCUAUCGAGCUUGUCCAACCUGAAAUUCUCAGGUACAAGGCCGUCGAACCUAUUUUACUGUUAGGACGACACCGUUUUGCUGGAGUAGAUAUGAGGAUCCGUGUGAAAGGGGGAGGUCACACUUCACAAAUCUACGCUAUUCGUCAAUCCAUCGCGAAGGCACUUGUUGCGUUUUACCAGAAGUAUGUUGAUGAACAAUCUAAGAAGGAGAUUAAGGAUAUACUUGUGCGAUAUGAUAGGACUUUGCUUGUUGCUGAUCCUCGACGAUGUGAGCCCAAGAAGUUUGGUGGUCGUGGUGCUCGUUCUAGGUUCCAGAAAUCAUACCGUUAGAUUUCGUUUAUGCUUCUGUUUUACUGCUGAUUUUGAGUACUUUGAUGCUAUGGUUUUGAAGUUCUGAGAAGGAUUUUGAAGUGAGCUUUAUGUUUUGGAUUUAAACUUUUAUUAAAUAACUGCAAUAUGAAUCAUGAAUUAGAUUUUAUUUUUGUGAA
This is a messenger RNA of Lycium barbarum (goji berry), 675 nucleotides long. RefSeq names its product small ribosomal subunit protein uS9-like. Gene Ontology annotation, biological process: maturation of SSU-rRNA from tricistronic rRNA transcript (SSU-rRNA, 5.8S rRNA, LSU-rRNA); translation. Gene Ontology annotation, cellular component: ribosome; cytosolic small ribosomal subunit. Gene Ontology annotation, molecular function: structural constituent of ribosome; RNA binding. Bases 74 to 517 code for a protein of 147 amino acids. NCBI's taxonomy places the organism in Eukaryota, Viridiplantae, Streptophyta, Magnoliopsida, Solanales, Solanaceae. The transcript is spliced from 2 exons. The record is from RefSeq and is a predicted model, not a curated record.